UUUGUACUUUUUUAUCUAUGUUCUAUGUUUUACCACCGUAUAGAAGUUUUUAUAAUUUUUUUUGUAAUACUGCAUAUUUUCUACCUCGAACGAUGAAGUUUGAGACACCAUUAGUCAAAAACGAUUGAACUUUGGUAUUGGUGCUAUUCGAGGCGCAUACAAAGAUGGACUGGAAUGAGAACCCCGAAAUAACUGUAGAAAAAGUGAUAGUGCCUUUGAUCGAAGAAUCGGAUCUGAAGAGUAGGCAAGAUACUUUUCUGACUCUCAGUAAUUCCGAGAAAGUUGACUUUGUAUAUGAAAGCGUGAGAAACUUGGAUAGGUUCAAUCGAAUUAUUUCGGUGCCAACAGUAACCAAAUCGAAUGAAUAUUCCUGCAUCUUCAGAAAUAAAGGCAAUGAGUUGUAUAAUGCUAAAAAAUAUUUGGAAGCUUUCGAAAUGUAUGUCAAGAGUUUAUUAUUUGCUGAGACCGACAGUGAAUGCAUGGGUCUUGCCUACAAUAACAGAUCAGCAGUUCUUUACGUUAAUAAUUAUUAUAGUGAAUGUUUGAAGGAUAUAGAUCUCGCCCUUGGUAACCCCAUCCCGCACAAAACUAUGGAGAAGCUUCUAGUUCGUAAACAAAAAGCUAUAGAAUGUAACCGUCUACAACGAAAACUUACCUAUUAUUAUCCUGUCCCCUGUGUAAAAAAAGUGAACCGUAAGAUCCCUUGCGCUUCUGCAUCUAUCGAAAUAAAACGAAGCGAAAAAUAUGGCCGACACGUCGUUGCUGUUGAAAAUAUCAAAGUAGGCCAUGUAAUUUCAGUGGAAGACUCCUUCGUGAAUAUGAUCCACAUGGAGAGUAAAUAUCUACAUUGCCAUCAUUGCCUUGAACUCUGUUACAACCUCAUACCGUGCGAUAAGUGCACCAACACAUUGUAUUGCGGAGAGGAGUGUCUGAAGAAAGCGCAAAGCGGUGACCACAAAUUCGAAUGCAGUUCCCUGCCUAUCCUUCAGUUUCCUGGAAUACUAUUCACCAGAAUGACCACGAGAGGUUUGGACGAGCUGCAGAAUAAGGCCGAGGUUGAAACGGACAACGUAUUCAGGUCAGAUUCUUUCAAAGUAGCCCUAGAUCUGGAGACGAAUGAAAGCAAAAGAGACUUCCUCAAUCUGGCCAUAUCGGCAGUAAUGGCAUGCAUAGCUUACCACUCUUUGAGGAGUAACCCAGAGUUCAGAUCGACGUACGACGUGGAUCCUCAGAUAUUGAAAAGCUACCUCUAUAAAACGUACAUGGUUAGUGCUUUCAACCCAUUCGAUAUUAAAAAAGUCAGAUAUCAACCCCAAAGUAUUAAUGUCAAAAAAGUUGGUACCGCUAUAUAUAACUUUGCAAGUGUCUUGAAUCACUCCUGUGUUCCCAAUGUGGAGCUUUUCUUCCACGGUACAUUGUUGGUGACUAGAGCACUAGCGAAUAUUUCGAAAGGCGAACAGUGCUGCAUCAAUUAUGGAACGAGUUUUUCCGUAUCGGACUACAACAGCCGUCAGAAAUUCUUGAGAAUGAUGUAUUAUUUCGACUGUGACUGCAGAGCUUGCUCUAACCAAUGGGCUGUGUACUCUGAUUUACGCUUUGGCAAGCACUUUCCAGCCUCAUUCAGUAGGAAGUUGCAGAUGAAUACUUACGAUCAAAGCGAUGAAAAUAGAAGACUGUUGAGAGAAAUUUUGACUGAUGCAUUGCGACUCGUGAAGGUGUUAGAGGGAUUCCAGCCUUGUAAAAAUUUCCUCAAGAUACAGUCUGUGAUUACGGACAUUUACUCGUGGGAUUGUAAUGCGGAUUUAGUUUUUGAGACGCCAUUAUGAAUGUUUUGAUCAGAUGAAUUGGUUCAGGUUCAAAAAUCAUGAGAGGGGAUAUUUUUGUACCUUGAAAGUUAUCGUCCAAUAACCACUGAGGAAAAACUUGUUCUUCGUGUGACUGUAAACCUUCGGGAACUCCAGAGGAAGUCGAAGCAAAAAUGUACAAGUAAUCAUGUCCCUCAAUAAAUUUUUUAAAUAAUUCCCGAUAUUGGAAAACCGACAAAAUCAACAUUAGAGGCAAAAAUAUCUAAAUAUCAAAACUUGAGAUAUAAAACAACUUUUCUGGAUCAAUUAUUGAAGCUUUAAUCCUCCAAAGAUAUAUUUCGUUUCAUAUUAAUAUAGAAUGAGAUCUCAACUUCCUAUAUUUGUAAGUGAGAGUACAUACCAAAAAGUAUUAACAAUUUUUAGUGAUCAUAUUCAUAUACUUCUUUUUUACAAUAUUUGUUGUUGAAAGUUUAUUUAACUAUACGUUUUUUAUUUAUAUCCGCAUGAUAUUGAACUGAUUUUAUAUAUAUUU
Messenger RNA from Leptinotarsa decemlineata (Colorado potato beetle), 2337 nucleotides. RefSeq names its product SET and MYND domain-containing protein 4. Lineage: Eukaryota; Metazoa; Arthropoda; Insecta; Coleoptera; Chrysomelidae. Gene Ontology annotation, molecular function: histone deacetylase binding. The record is from RefSeq and is a predicted model, not a curated record. Gene Ontology annotation, cellular component: nucleus; cytoplasm.